UGGAAUGCUGUGGCGCUGUGGGCCUGGGACAUCGUGGUGGAUAACUGUGCUAUCUGUAGGAACCACAUCAUGGAUCUCUGUAUAGAGUGCCAGGCCAACCAAGCCUCUGCAACCUCUGAAGAGUGCACUGUAGCCUGGGGUGUCUGCAAUCAUGCUUUUCAUUUCCACUGUAUUUCCCGCUGGCUGAAAACCCGACAGGUGUGCCCUCUGGACAACAGGGAGUGGGAGUUUCAGAAAUACGGACACUAGCUGUAUUAUUGCUGACCUUUUUUCUUGGCUACUACAAGCAUCACCCUUAGCGUUUCCCCGUUCUCCCUGCUUGUAAGCAGAGUUAUUUUACGCCCGUGUCUUUGUUUUCGUAUGUUGUAAGUACACAAAUAAACAAAAAAAUGUUGUCACAAAACUAA
Plectropomus leopardus (leopard coralgrouper) is the source of this 407-nucleotide messenger RNA. The record is from RefSeq and is a predicted model, not a curated record. Lineage: Eukaryota; Metazoa; Chordata; Actinopteri; Perciformes; Serranidae.